CUCUCUCUCUCUCUCUUCUCUCUCUCUAACUUAGGAUUAUGCAGAGAUCUCCAUUGCCGGUUCUUUCAUUACUACUAGCAGUAUGUACCUUCAAUCUCUCUCACGCUGCAAAGAUGGGGUCCACAUGCAUAGCGGACCGCAGCUGCGACGCGGGUCUGCAUUGCGAGACCUGCGUCGCCGACGGCAACGUCCUGCCUCGGUGCACCCGCGUCCGGCCCGAAGACCCCAAAUCCAAGGGGGCGAAUCUGCCGUUUAACCGGUACUCUUGGCUGACGACGCACAACUCGUUCGCUAGGCUCGGUCAGAGGUCGCUCACGGGGACGCCCGUAAUUGCUCCCACCAACCAGCAGGAUACGGUCACCGCCCAGCUCAACAAUGGUGUGAGAGGAUUAAUGUUGGACAUGUACGAUUUCGAGAGUGAUAUUUGGUUGUGUCACUCCUUUGGUGGGAAAUGCUACAACUUCACAGCCUUCCAACCUGUUAUCAACGUACUCAACGAAAUCCAAACAUUCCUCCAAGAAAACCCUUCGGAGAUAAUAACCAUAUUCAUCGAAGAUUAUGUUACUUCUCCCCGAGGUCUCACCAAGGUUUUCAAUGCUGCUGGCCUUACAAAGUACUUGUUUCCUGUAUCAAGAAUUCCUAAAAAUGGCGGCAAUUGGCCUUUGUUGAGCGAUAUGAUCAACAAGAACCAGAGACUGCUUGUAUUCACUUCCAAAUCCUCCAAAGAGGCCUCAGAGGGCAUUGCUUAUGAAUGGAGAUAUGUAGUAGAAAACCAAUACGGAAAUGGAGGGAUGAAGGAGGGUUCGUGCCCAAAUCGUGCAGAAUCAUCGACCAUGAACACCAAAUCAAGGUCUUUGGUUCUGAUGAACUAUUUCAGAGACACGCCUGAUUUUGUUACGUCGUGCAAGGACAAUUCGGCUCCUCUUGAGAACAUGAUGAACACUUGCCACAAUGCGUCGGGCGAUAGAUGGCCUAACUUCAUUGCUGUUGAUUUCUAUAAGAGGAGCGAUGGAGGAGGAUCUCCAGAGGCUAUAGAUAUAGCCAAUGGACAUUUGGUUUGUGGAUGCAACAAUAUUGUCAGCUGCAAGGUAAAUGGCACAUAUGGGCAAUGUGGUGAGCCACCAAAGGCUGCUAAUGGAAGUUCAAUUGUUGCAAAGCAGAAAACGUCAGAUACUGCAUCUAUAACUGAGGGCAAGGUGUUUGAAAUGGUGUUGAUAGCAACAUCCCUUCUCUUGUACAGCUUGUAGUUUCUCUCUGCUUUUGUUUCUUGUUUCCUGCAUUUCUUUUAACACCUUGGAACUACGUAGAAACCUUGUAAAAUAUCCCUCAACAAUCCGAGAUUAAACAUUAAGCUUUAUCAA
Molecule: messenger RNA, 1361 nt
Organism: Asparagus officinalis (garden asparagus)
Lineage: Eukaryota; Viridiplantae; Streptophyta; Magnoliopsida; Asparagales; Asparagaceae
Product: PI-PLC X domain-containing protein At5g67130-like
Exons: 8
Coding region: 39-1247 (402 amino acids)
Biological process (GO): lipid metabolic process
Molecular function (GO): phosphoric diester hydrolase activity
Source: RefSeq, a predicted model, not a curated record